Argiope bruennichi is the source of this 594-nucleotide messenger RNA. RefSeq names its product cuticle protein 14-like. The transcript has 4 exons. Gene Ontology annotation, molecular function: structural constituent of chitin-based larval cuticle. NCBI's taxonomy places the organism in Eukaryota, Metazoa, Arthropoda, Arachnida, Araneae, Araneidae. The coding region runs from base 16 to 594 and encodes 192 amino acids. Gene Ontology annotation, cellular component: chitin-based extracellular matrix. The record is from RefSeq and is a predicted model, not a curated record.
UCUUUAUUUCCAAAUAUGUACUUACCAAAGGUUGUUAUGGUUAUGGUGGUAUUUUAUGGUUAUAUCUCAAUAAUACUAUCGGCAGCAGUGCCUGCAUUGUCUUCCCAGAAUUAUGGAAGUAACAACUUUGACUCAAGGAGAUCUAAUCUACUAGCCACACCGAGAAACUUACCAAGGACCUCACCUUCAUCAAGUGGUUAUACCCAUGAUGUAGUCCCAAAACCUUACAAAUUCAAUUACUUUAUAGUCGACGAUCAAGGAAAUACACAUCAUCGAGAUGAAGAAUCAAACGGAAAUGGAACAGUCAAAGGAUACUACGGGUACACGGAUAUUUCAGGGUUGUUCAGAAUAGUUGAAUAUACCGCAGAUAGAAAUGGAUUUCGAGUUAGUAUCAAAACCAACGAACCGACUUUAGUUGGAAGGAAAAGUCCUGCUGACGUACGAUUGAAUGAUUAUCCAUCCUCCUCAGAUAUGCGAAAUGAAAAUGAACCUUGGAAAUAUUCAGGUUCUUGUUAUGUUGUUUUUCCUUAUGGCAUUUGUCAUAGACAACCCGUUGACAAAGUCCUCGAUUUCAAGCGUCUCUUGUUUCAGUAG